Molecule: messenger RNA, 2171 nt
Organism: Rattus rattus (black rat)
Lineage: Eukaryota; Metazoa; Chordata; Mammalia; Rodentia; Muridae
Product: sodium-dependent glucose transporter 1
Exons: 4
Coding region: 105-1559 (484 amino acids)
Biological process (GO): transmembrane transport
Source: RefSeq, a predicted model, not a curated record
UCUUCUGGUUAGAAAGAACUGGGGCUCAGAGCUCCAGGGACCCUGGCAGAAAGCUGGACCGCACCAAAAACCCUUUGUCUGGAGCCACGAAGCUGGGGUCGGAAAUGGAGUCCCGUGGGUCUGGGGCCACCGCUGUUGAGCAGCACCUCCUCCAGUCCGAGACCCCAGGGAAGAGUGGGCUGCAGGCCACGUCGAGUGACCAAGUGGGAAGAACACUGCGCUGGUUCACCACUGUGGUUCUGAAUGCUGCUUUCCUGGGAAUGGGAGUGAGCGCUGCUGUGCUGGGACCCACAUUUCCAGACCUGGCCAGAAACGUGAACCGGAACAUCAGCAGCCUUUCUGAAAUCUUCGUGGGCCGAGCCCUCGGCUACCUGGGCGGCUCUGUGGUUGGUGGGGUGCUUUUCGACUGCAUGAAUCAUUUUCUACUUUUGGGGCUGUCCCACCUGCUCACUGCGGCCGGUCUUUACCUCACUCCUUUCUGUAAAACAGCUGCCUUACUGACUGCCAUGAUGUCUAUUACUGGUGUCUCAUUUGGUGUUCUGGAUACAGGUGGGAACGUCCUCAUCUUGGACCUUUGGGGGGACAAAGGAGCCCCACAUAUGCAAGCCUUGCACUUCAGUUUCGCCUUGGGUGCCUUUCUGGCUCCCCUGCUGGCUAAAUUGGCCUGGGGUACCACAGCAUCUGCUCAGAACCACACAGAGCCUCAGUUAGACCGUUCAGCCUUGAACCGAUCCUUUGAAGCCGCCUCAGACUCUGUGUUGGCAGUACCCGACGACAUGAAUCUUCUGUGGGCAUACGCUUCCAUCGGAACCUAUGUUCUAGUACUUUCUGUCUUCCUGUUUGCUCCAUUCUUUAAAAAAAGCUCAAAGCAGAAAAAAUCCGCAGCGUCUGCUCAGGGAGCUCGAAGAGCUAAAUACCACAGGGCCCUGCUAUGCCUCCUCUUCCUCUUCUUCUUCUUCUACGUGGGAGCUGAGGUGACCUACGGUUCUUUUGUAUUCUCCUUCGCCACCUCCCACGUUGGCAUGGAAGAGAGCGAGGCAGCUGGCUUGAACUCCAUCUUCUGGGGGACCUUCGCAGCCUGCAGGGGCCUGGCCAUCUUCUUCGCAACGCUCUUACAGCCUGGGACCAUGAUGGUGUUGUGUAACAUUGGCAGCGUGGCCUCAUCUUUCUUUUUGGUGCUUUUUGACAAGAGCCCUCUUUGCCUCUGGAUCGCGUCUUCUGUGUAUGGAGCCUCGAUGGCUGCCACGUUUCCCACCGGCAUCUCCUGGAUUGAGCAGUACACCACCUUAACUGGGAAAUCCGCUGCGUUCAUUCUGGUUGGUGCUGCCCUGGGACUAAUGGCGACUCCUGCAUUAUCUGGAAUUCUUCAGGGACACUAUCCCGAUCUGCCAGUAAUUCUGUACAUGUGUCUGGGCUCAGCAGUAUUAACAACUGUGUUAUUCCCUGUGAUGUAUAAAGUAGCCACCUUACCUCUGGAUCGAAAGCAGGAAAAAAGCAUCAACAGUGAGGGCCAGAAAAUAUUACUUUCUAGCUCUAGGCUAGUCAAGGAAGCUAAAUGAAAGAGGAAGGUGGAAAGGUGUGAAAGCCCGUGCGCGCGCGCGCGUGCGCGCGCGUGUGCGUGCGCAAUGGUUUUUGCGGUGGUUAAAAUGAAGAAUGGGACAUUCUCUAAUAAAAAUACAAUAGAAAUGCUUUUAUAUAACUCAUAGCUGAGGUCUCUAAGCAACUCUCCUGAAAUAUUCUGCAGCCCGUGUCUUCUCCAGCUGACAGGGAGCACGCAGUCAUGAGGCACCAGGUCUCCUGAGACCCCUUACACUGCCCUCAUUGAAGUUAUCUCCCAGCCCAUGAUUCUAGGAAAGAAAAGUAUUUCUAAAAUAAAAUCCACGACUUCCAGAGAUCCUGUAAGACAGCUCUGAGAGAUCAAUGUAACUGCCAGCACCUUCUUCAUUUCCAUGAAGUGAGACACAGAACAGAAAUAGUUUUAAGAGUAUGCUCCUGGGGCUGGCGAGAUGGCUUAGUGGUUAAGAGCACUGACUGCUCUUCCGGAGGUCCUGAGUUCAAAUCCCAGCAACCACAUGGUGGCUCACAACCAUCUGUAAUGAGAUCUGAUGCCCUCUUCUGGUGUGUCUGAAGACAGCUACAGUGUAAUCAUAUACAUCAAAUAAAUAAUAUUU